AUGGCCCCAAUGCACCACCACCGCCGAAGAUCCGGGCAUAUCUCCGGCAACUCGUCGUUGACAGACGUACGAAAGGCCGUCACCGCAACAGACCUUUCACAAAAAAAGUACUCAUCCCGUCCUUCGAUGACCAGGAGGACCACCCCCCAGACCGUCCCGAAACUGGGAAAGAAUCCCCGGGAUCGCGAGAAGGAACUCGACGAACAACGUUGGUGGGAUGAAGAGCGUGAGAGCUUCCCAGAGUAUUGCAUGAUCUGUGAGAAGCAAUUCGUCCCGUUAGAUGAUCAAUCCCUGUACUGUUCUGAAGACGCGAGCAUCUCUACCGUGUCAAACCACUACACGAGCAGUCACACCGCCACCCAAUAUCCGUUUUACUCGGGCCCGCCAGAACCCAGGGACAUCAUACCCCGCGCUUCACCUUCGCGUCCGAGUUCGACGCACGUCGCCCCGCCCGUCACCCCCGCAUCGGCGAUGGCAGCCCUCAAGUCGCUGUCGAUCAGGCCGGCAAGUCCCACCUCACCGGUAGGGACGUACCACCAGGGGAUCUGGCCGUUCGCCCGUAGCGUUACCGCGGCGAGCCCGGGCAGUUCCUACUCGAAGCAAAACGCAGGUCUCUACGCAUCUACUUAUGAUGGUGCCUACUACGGCGGCGGCAGCGAUUAUUACGGGACGAGCUCCGACCGGCCGUUACCUUCACGCAGGCCCGCGGCGUAUUCGAGGCCCAAGAGCAUUGAGCUCGUGACGCCCAUGUUGGGGCGGUAG
Molecule: messenger RNA, 762 nt
Organism: Chaetomium globosum CBS 148.51
Lineage: Eukaryota; Fungi; Ascomycota; Sordariomycetes; Sordariales; Chaetomiaceae
Exons: 3
Coding region: 1-762 (253 amino acids)
Source: RefSeq, a predicted model, not a curated record